Messenger RNA from Meloidogyne enterolobii, 357 nucleotides. The record is from the annotation of a GenBank genome assembly. NCBI's taxonomy places the organism in Eukaryota, Metazoa, Nematoda, Chromadorea, Rhabditida, Meloidogynidae.
AUGCUUGUAUUACAACUCGCAAAGGCUGGAUACACUAAUUCUACAGGCGUUGAAUUAAACAGUUUAUUGGUUUUGUAUUCGCGUUGGAAAAGUUUUCGAGAAGGCACUAAAAAAGUGAAGUUUGUAAAAGCUGAUAUUUUCAAAACUUGUUUGGAAGAUUAUGACGUUAUUGUGCUGUUUGGAACUGAAACUAUUGUCCCCCAAGUUAGACCAAAAUUGCUGGAAAUGAAGGAUGGAGCAGGACUGAUUUUAUGCCGCUUUCCCUUACAAUCUGAAGAAGAAUGUUGGAAAAUGACUUCAACAGAAGGGAAAGGAAUCGAUCAAACAUGGCUUUAUAUUCGAACAAAUAUUUGUUAA